CUAUGAAUUUUGUAGCCAUUGUUAGCCUUAACCCUUAGCCCAGUCCAAUAAUUCAAGCUCUGACUAGCUUCCCAUCGUAUCGUACUGUCUCGUCUUCAACGUUUCAACGCCAUAGAUUUGACGGCAAAAUUUCAACAGAUAUUCUCACGCGCCGCCGACGACCGCCGACCGCCACCGCCACUUAGAGCUGUUUCUGCUUCAUUAUAAUGGACGAUACUGUGAAAGUUAUACACCAAUUACACACGUGAUUCUUCCCGCUGUCAGUUUCAAUGGACUCCUCAAAAUUACCAAAUCCUCAAUCCAUGCGGGUCCUAAUUCGACCUCCGAUUCCACCUACCCACCCCCAAGUUCCACCCCUUCCUCCCCACCCACCUCCAUCAGACGUACCACCUCCACUCACCCCUCAAAACGGUGUCGUCGUGGUUGGCUUUAUCGGAAAACGCCAUGAUGACGUGGCUUAUUUGAUGAACCGGAUUAUCGACUCUAAUGUGUUUGGCUCGGGGGGUUUAGAUAGGCCGAUUUUUGUUGAAAAACCGGAAUUUGCUGUUACUGAGUACAUGAAGAGUUGGUUUGAGUGUAGGAACAUAAGCUAUUAUCACGGUGAGGAAAAGGGGAUUUUGUACUUGCAAUACUCUUCAACUCGAUGCCCUGUGAUGAUGGAAGACAAAAAUUUGGAGUCUAAAUUGGGAUUUGAUUCAAUUUUGGAAGACCGCGAAUUUGGUGAUCUCCAAGCUAUGCUCUUUAUGUUCUCUGUUUGUCAUGUUGUAGUUUUUAUUCAAGACGGGUCACGCUUUGACACCCAGGCACUGAAGAGAUUUCGCAUCUUGCAAGCAGCUAAACAAGCAAUGACUCCAUUUGUGAAGUCACAAUCUCUGUCACCCUCUGGAUCUGGCUCACCUUUUGCAUCUCCAUCACGUAGAGGUGCAUCUGGAAGAUCAUCUAACAAUCCUUCUCCUAUCAAAAGCCGAGGCAUUUUCAACCGAAAUAAUUCAGCAAUUACUUUGAUGUCAGGUUUAGGUUCAUAUACCUCUUUAUUACCCGGGCAAUGUACUCCAGUUACGCUUUUUGCUUUUCUUGACGAUUUUGCUGAUGAUUGUCCUAGUUCUAGUGUUGAGGAGCCAACUGAUAUUUCCUCAGCGAAUCAAUCAUCUAGUGCUGGUACCUCGGCUCGGCCAAGCUUGGCUCCAAAAGGUUCUGGUUCUGUGGUUGUGCUUGCACGUCCUGUGAGUAAAUCUGAAGGUGGGUUCAGGAAGAAAUUGCAGUCUUCUCUGGAGGCACAGAUUCGUUUCUCCAUUAAAAAAUGCCGGACGCUGUCUGGUUCUGAAACUGGUCAUACGGGUUCAAGAAGUGGGGGUGUGUCAAAUUCUGCACCUCUGUUUUCCCUUGAUGCAUCAAAGGCUGUUGCACUUUUAGAUAUAACAUCUAAUAAGAGAGGUGAAUCCCUUGAAUUUGCCACUGGUCUUGUGGAAGAUGUUCUGAACGGGAAAGCAACCUCAGAUUCUCUUCUGCUUGAAAGUCAUAGCCAGAGUGCAAAUAGAGAAGACAUACUUUCUGUCAAGGAGUUCAUCUGCAGGCAGGCUGACAUAUUAAGAGGAAGAGGGGGUGUGGUUUCCAAUACCAACAGUGGUCCAGCUUCUGGUGUUGGCAUGGUUGCUGUUGCUGCUGCAGCAGCAGCUGCUUCUGCUGCUUCCGGGAAGACAUUUAUUUCUCCUGAACUUCCACAUUUGGAGAAAUGGUUAUCUUCUAGUCAGCUUAUUCUGCAAGCAAUCCUUUCAGCAAAACAUGCCAUUUUGGAUGAGACUGAAAUUAGUAAGAGAAAGCUGCAACAAAGAAAUUCCGUUUCACCACCUGUUGAAGGAAAUGCCUCAAAAGUUUCAGAUCCACUUGAGAUUGCAAUGUCUUAUUUGGAGAGAGGUAGAGGGGUAAAUACUAGGUUUUCUACUUUAUGGUGCCAAAAGGCCCUUCCAGUAGCUAAGGCGACAUAUCUAAAUGAGUUGCCUCCGUGCUACCCAACUUCCCAACAUAACGCCCAUUUGGAGAGGGCUCUGCAUGCCUUCAAUUCAAUGGUAAAGGGACCUGCUGUACGGUUUUACUUGCAGAAACUGGAAGAUGAGUGCACAUCCAUCUGGACUUCUGGCAGGCAACUAUGUGAUGCUGUUAGUCUCACGGGAAAACCAUGCAUGCACCAAAGGCAUGAUGUAGAAACUGGCGGUUUAUGUUCAAGUGAUGACAUUAAGCCACAUUCCAGUGGGUACGUCUUCCUACAUGCAUGUGCAUGUGGUCGUUCAAGACUCCUGCGGCCAGAUCCUUUUGAUUUUGAAACAGCUAAUGUUACUUUCAAUCCUUCGAUGGAUUGUGACAAGCUUCUUCCCACAAUUCAGUUACCCCCAGGAAGUGAUACAGGUGGGCCCAUUCAGCCCCCUUCUUGGAGUUUAAUUCGAGUUGGGAAUGCAAGAUACUACCAGCCAUCUAAAGGUUUGAUACAGAGUGGCUUCAGUUCUACCCAGAAAUUUCUUCUAAGGUGGACCAUCCUUCUUGAGAAGCCAAAACGUGAGAAUGGGCUACUAUCAAGCAAUUCACAACAAGCAAAUAUGAAUACGUUUAAUAGCAAUGCCAGGGAUGGGCCUAACAAAGAUGCAGGCAUAGAGAAUGCUGGUGCUUUGAGUGUACAAAAUGGAUAUCAAAUCCAAAAGAAGUCCUCUGCAGGAAAUGUCAAAAUAGAUGAUAAAGUAAAUAAUUUUGGUAAAGGAGUUUCCAACUUUAAUAUGAGAAAAGCUUUUUCUGAGGUGGUAGCUGGUUCAACUGCUGCAAAUUCAGGAUUUCCUCCCCUACAAUCAAAUAAACAAAUUAUGUCAAAUCCAGAUAGGAGUAUUAAGCAAAAAAGUGCGAGAGAUGGGGAAAGAGAGAAGGUUAAUGAGAUUAGUGAUGAACCAGUAUCGGAAAAAAUUGCUGUAAUUCCUGAUAUUCAUGAAGUUAAGAAUGAUAGUAUUACUGUUUCUAACGAUGUUACUAAAGGUAAUCAAAUUUUCCAGAUAGGUACACAUUUGGAUGCAAUGAAGAUCAAUAGAAUUGAGAAGAUCAGACCAAUUACCUCUUCUAAGCACGCAACAGUUUACAUUGGAUUUGAGCAUGAGUGCCCCCGUGGGCACCGCUUUAUAUUAACUGCGGACCAUCUCAACAAUCUAGGUUCUCCUUAUGUGUUGCCUGUAGAAUCUGUUGUCUCUUCAUCUUUAGAAAAUAUCGAUCAUAAGGGGGUAGGUCCCUCUAGAGGGGGUAAGAAUGGUGGCCAUGGCAAAGGCCGCCGACUGGCAAAUGGAUUCAUUCCUACUUCCUCUAGGAAGGUUCGGAAUCUGGAAAAGUCAAAUGAGGGGUUAGAUGACGGAUAUUCAAAUAUAGAAGGGCCAGCUCAACUUUCCUGGCAUCCAGUACAUGCUGCAUCAGGGGAAGAUCUUGCAACUGGUCUUCAAUCUCUAAAUCUCGAUGACUCUGGCUAUGCUACCUCCUUGUUAGAUAGAAGUUUGCCCAUAUACAUGAACUGCCCACAUUGUAUGGAAUUGAAGAGUAAGAAUGAUCAAGCAGAUGUGAGAUUUGCAGGAACCAUUUCACAGCUCCAGAGGAUCUUUCUGGUUACACCUCACUUCCCAGUCAUUUUAGCAGCAAACCCAGUCAUACAGUUUGAGGAGUCAUGUCUCCCUCCAUCUAUGCCAGACCGUAAAAAGAAGUUGCAGUUCUGUCUUGGAUGUCAAGUAAUUUUACCCCCAGAGAGUUUUCUGUCACUUCGACUACCUUUUGUUUAUGGUGUACAGCUGGAAAAUGGAAACCUCCAUCCUCUUAUGCCUUUUGAACAGCAGCCUCAACUCACUGCCUGGAUAACGAAAGGCACAACAUUGCAGAUUGUAUCCAAGGACAGCAAUCAUGAGGAACUAUUUACAUAGUCAAAUGGAUGAACUCUAAUCUAGAUGGUGCUGAGUUAAUUUUAUUAAGCAUUUUGAACUGCACUUCUUGGACAUAGUUCUCUACCGUCAGAUGCAUGCAGGAUAAGUUAUUUAUUCGUUGUGAUAGCUGGGAAAUGCAAUUGCCCAAGUACAUGGGAAGAGAAGAGGAAGUUUCCUCCACUUAGGUGGGUUUAUUAUGCUAUCACUCGGCAGACCUGGUGAUGGCUGGUUCAUCAUCAGCGGCAGGCGCUUUGGAACUUUUUGUUGAAAUACCGGGAUCUUCGUACGGUGUCUAUUCAACGUUGGCAUCCAAUGAUCUUCGGAUUUUGCUCUGGGUUCAGCUAUAGUAAGCAAGGGGAAAGAGUACACCAUAUGCAGAACCCUUCUUGGAAUUCUUUGAAGAAUGGAUCUCUAAUAAGUAGAGAUCUUUGUAUCCUUGAAGCCCUACCGCUGUUUUAAGCGUUUGUAAGAGAAAAAAAAACAGUGGUAUGAGGUGCAUUAGUUGCUGGAGCUAAUAUUAACAACUAGAAGGUGUUGCACUUGUGCAUUAAGAUUCAGAGAUUGUGACCAGCUAGUAGAGCUAGUUCUCAGGGUGAUUUAAUAACAUUAUAAAUUGAACAAUGCUGUUAUGCCUUCUGAUUGUAGUAUGUAGAGGCAUGUUAACAGCUAGUUUUCAUUUGUGUUAGUCUCUCUAAGAGCUGGAAACUUAUAGUCGUGCAUAACGUAUAAUCUAAUCGUUUUGCGACUUUUAUGAAAAGGGAGUCUUAGUUCCAAACA
This is a messenger RNA of Nicotiana attenuata, 4712 nucleotides long. RefSeq lists its product as uncharacterized. The coding region runs from base 270 to 3935 and encodes 1221 amino acids. NCBI's taxonomy places the organism in Eukaryota, Viridiplantae, Streptophyta, Magnoliopsida, Solanales, Solanaceae. The transcript has 7 exons. Gene Ontology annotation, biological process: nuclear-transcribed mRNA catabolic process, nonsense-mediated decay. The record is from RefSeq and is a predicted model, not a curated record.